AUGCAUCGUUCAAGUAGUUCAUUCUCAACCACUAAUGCAACUGCUGCUACUGCUGCACUAGUUUCCUCCUCAUCUUCAAAUCAAUUACUUGUGGAUUCAAAUAAUGAUUUUACUCCCUUCAAUAGUUCUUCAUCAAAUGCUAAUAUGAUUAAUAAUAAUACUGGAACUGCUAGUUAUCAACAGGAUGAUACUAUAUCACUUGCCGAUACUUCAAUGUCCUUUUCUUCAGAUUUGCUGAUAUCUUCCAAGCCAAGAGUCGAGGAGAGAAUCACCUCCCUCAUUCAAACUUUUAAAUUUUCAAAUUCUAGUACUUUACAUCAUCAAUUGGGUAAAUCAAUCAUUCCACACUUGUUACCACUCUUCACACAUGGAAUUUUACUUCCGUUGCAGUUAAUUGCACUAGGAUUCAUUCCAUUUGUGCAGUGGGGUCAAAUUGCACACGACAUUAAUCUCUACUUUUUCAAAACACUCAUCACGUUUGGAUUCCACUUUAUUCCUCAUGUGGCUGUGGUUGUCUUGUCGGUGAUAGUGUUUGUUAUCCACUGGUUUCUGAUACUUCACACCUAUAUUGAAUACAAGGGAUAUCUGGUUGGAUUUGUGAAAUUUAAGCGUAGGUCUAAACAAUUAAGCCGAUUCCUGGUAAUUGCCCUUUUCAUCCUUAACUUGCCAAUCACUCACUUGUUCAGUUCUUUUUGGAGUUGUGAUUAUACGGAGAAGAUAAAUUCCUCUGGAAGUGAUGGAGGUACAUUCUACUUGAGGGAUUAUUCACAAGUUGAAUGUUGGGGACCAAUGAAUGCUGUGUUUGCUGCCCUCUCUGUUAUUCACAUUUGGCCACAAGUGUUGAUUGUCUUAUUGUUCCUAUUCGGAGUUAUAGAGACAGAUUCAUUACUGUACUCAACAUCAGGGAGUGGGCAUGGUUUGCUGAAGAGGAGAGCUUCAUUCUUCUCAUCGAAAAGUCCAGUGUUCAUUUCGGUGGUCAAUUUGGUCAUGAUGCUGUUCUAUUGGUACUCUCAAAUGAUUCCAAAUUAUUCAUCAUUUCCAUACCUGUUUCCAUCAUUUUCACUCUUUCUAUUCCUUAUAUUGGCUGUUUUGAUUUUCAUUAUUGUUCCAUUCAAUGUUAGAUCUGAGAAUUCUUACAUGGCCGGCAUCAUGUUUGGAAUAGUUGGACAGAAUAUUGUGAGCUUGACAUGUUCAAUUGUAAAUAUUGACACUAACACAGUAGAUGUCCUGUCCACGAAUGGUGUAAUUUAUUGGGGAGCUGCCAUUGGUGGUUUCUUAAUAUUCUUAACAGUUGGUGUUACAAUUAUGGACAUUUAUACAAGAAGAGCCACAAAAGUAGUGAAGAAAAUAUGCUCACCUCUAUUAGAUUCUGGUAAUACAAGUGAAAUUGCUCUCACACCUGAUUUAUUAGAAGAAAUUGGUGAAGCAAACUUGGAAAUGGCCAUUCGAUUCUGUUCAUCAGAAUACAAUUCACGACAGAGAACUAUUGUUGAUGAGAACAACGAUAAUCCACCUUCGACCAAAUGUAGAAUUAUAAGUGCCAUCAUUAGAGGAUCAAUUCGUCACAAAAGUGAAUACAGCUCUGCAUCUAUUUGUUUAGCAAUUGUCAAUUAUGUCAGAUAUCAUAAAUUGGAUCAAACACAACAUCAUGCCAAGACAAAUUUGAAUAUUGCACUGUAUUUACUCAAGAGAAUGUACAUGUGCAAGCCAUCAAUAUUUGAAAAAUAUGUUGGCUCUGUGAGAAGAUCUGAAAUUGAAACUCAACUUAUGGCAAGUUUGAAUAUUUCAGCUGAUUCUGAAAAGUCAAUUUCAAAAACUUUACAACAUUUGUCAAAGAAACAAUCCAAAUUGAGAGAAUUUCACAAAAGCUUCUGGAAAGUAGUUAUUACUAAUAAUGAAAAUAGUUUGAAUGAGCUCAUCAUCAUUAAUAGAAAAAUUACCAAAUUGACCUCUCAUUGUAAAUCCAAAUUUGAAAGUUUGGUUGCUCUCCAUUCCUACAACAAAUCAGCACUUCGUCCCUAUGCCAUGUUCGUUGAAGAAUUCAUCUUUGAUAAGGAAAAGAGCAAGGAAAUACUUCAACUUGUAGCAGUGAUUGAAGAGGAAGAAAGUCAAAAACUCAAAUCAAAACAACCAACUAUAUUGGAAACUUUCUCUGAGAGAUCUUUAAAGAAGAGACGUUCUAGGGUAGUGCCAGCUAUCAUUGUAUCUGAAAGCAUGAGUCAAUUGGAGGAAGAGAAAAAGAUCAAAUUUGAUGACAUUUGUGAAUUUGAAAAUCAACAUGAUGAAGAGCAAUUCAGCAAGAAACAACAAGAUACUUAUACUAAGAGUAUUCAAAGAAGGAGUCACUUGACUACUACAAUUAUUUUUACCUCGUUCUUUCCAUGGGUGAGCUUGUUGGUUGUGAUUGGUGGAUUAAUUGCUGCUGUCAUGAUUUCAAACUCUUUUACAGGAAGUCUCAGCUCUGGAAGCAAUCCAGAACUUUCUGCUUAUCAGAAUUUAUGUGCUACCUCUCCUUAUCCUUUCUUGAUUCUAUGUGAAAUUCGUCUUUUACAAAGGCAUUACUAUUUCGAUAAGGACAAUUCGACUUUUUCCAGAACUUAUAAAAAAACUCAACAAGAAAAAUUGAAAACUUACAAGGGUUACCUCAAAUCAUUCUUGGAACAAAUGUCAGAAACUGACAAGACUGGUUAUUUGGAUUUGUGGGAAGGUCAGGAAACUGAAAUUUUCAUGCCAGUAAUCUCCACAACUUUUAAUGAAAAUUCAACAAUGAAUUAUGAAAAGAGAAAUGUAACUAUCAAGGAAAUUGUCGAAUUGAUGGAUGUUCAUGUUGACAGAGUAAAGGAUUUUACAGAAACUCAAGUGAAACAAACAUUGGACAAUCCGUCGUUUCUCUUUUUCUGGCAAAAUAGAAAGUACAAUGCCUAUGCUUUAGAAAAUGUCUGUUCUGAUGUCUUGACAGCUAAAUCCAACAAGGUGAGCAAUAUUCUGAAUUUAUUCUUGUAUGUCAUGGGUGCAUCGAUUGGAGUUUUCUUUAUACUUGGUUUGAUUACUCUAGUUGUCCUAAUUGACUAUUUCAAAAAACAACAACGUAUAGCUCACUUAUUCUUUGGAUUAGCAAAGGAAGAAUCAGGAAAGAUUUAUCACACACUUGAAAAGGCAUCCACCUCCAAAGUUUCCCAUAACAUUGACUCUGAUAGAACCUCGCUUGCUAUUGGCACUUAUUUCACUCCAACCAGAACACUCAUCUCGCUUGUGAUUAUCAUUUUCUUAACUGCUUUAUUGGCCAUCAUUUUAUACUUGGUAGAUACAAACAAUAAUCUGAAGAAUCAAGAUAUGGCUCUAAACAAAUUGUAUCAAGCUUCAAAGAUUAAGGUAAUUUUCAAUAGAAUCAUGUUCAAGUUGGGAGAAUUACUUCUCAUGAAUGAUUGGAAACCAUUGUGGGGAGGACUUUCCUGUGAAAUUGAUAGAAUUCACAAGGACAUUACGACCCAUUCGAGAGAAGUUGAAACCUAUAUGAAAUCUUACUUGUACGGGGAUAGUUCAAAAGGAUACUUUUCACUUCUGGGGGUGAGUGAUGACAUAGACAAGUUGAUAUUACCAGCUAAUUGUUCUCGAUUUCAAAAUAGUGGAAACAUUACCGACCUUUCAUCGUUUUUGGAAAAUAACACAAUUACCAAUAAUCGACAAUAUUUCGAAUGUUUGUCGGUUACUCAAUUAUUACAAUUGUUUAUUGUGUAUAUUGACUUAUAUAAUCAAUUGGCUUAUAGAAAGACAUACAUUCCUCAGGUUUUAUUACCACAGUUUCAUUCGGUUUCUUGGGAAAUGGCCGCUUCAUUCAAUUACAAAGUCAAGACUUCAUUGGAAAUUUUCAUUACAACAUUUUCCAAGCUGUCGAAUCUUUCGUUAACCAUUUCAAUUUCAGUCAUAUUCUUUGUCAUUUUUUUAAUAUGCGCUUAUAUUGGAUACUCUUCAAUUAUUAGAUAUGAACAAGAAAUUUAUCAAUUGAGACAAAUGUUUAAUCAUGUCUCUUGGGAAGUUUUGGAUAAUAAUCAGAAAGUGAGUCGAUAUAUCCUGAAUGACCAGUUGUAUUCCACUUUAAACAUGUUUAGAAGAUCCAAACAAAAGAAGUUUUUAGUUGAUUCUAGAGAAAGAGUUGACAAUUUGACUGCAAUCUUGUCAACUGCCAUUGAAGGAGUUAUUCAAUUUGAUGCACAAGGAACUGUUGAAAUGAUCAAUACUUCUGCACUGAGAAUGAUGGGUAUCAAAUCAUCGAGUGAAGUAAUCGGUACGCCUGUAACUUCUCUCUUUUCAACAAAUGAAAGGGAAAAGUUGGAAGAAAAGUUGAGCUACCUUCAACAAUCUGAAUCAUCUGGAGAAGUUGUCGAGUUGAAUGCCAAGAGAGGACAUGCCAUCUCGACAAAUACUCUCGAUGCAAGUAAAUCCUUCCCAAUAGUGAUGAGUAUUUCAGUUGCCCAAAUUGAAGUCCAGCAGAAUGAGGUAAUGAUGGAGAAGAAACAAAAGAAGAUUUUCACAGCCAUCUUUAGAGAUAUUACAUCAGAGAAGAAAUCGGUUGAGCUGUUGAAUAUUGAAAAGAAGAAAUCUGAGAAUUUAUUGUUAAAUAUCUUGCCAGUGGCUGUUGCUAAUAGAUUGAAAGCUGGAGAGACAACAAUUUCAGAAAAAUUUGAUGAUGUUACAUGUCUAUUCAGUGAUAUGGUUGGGUUCACCUCACGAUCUUCAUAUUGCUCUCCAACUGAGCUUGUUCAAAUGUUAAAUUACAUUGUAAAUGGAUUUGACGCAUUGUGUGAUAUUUACAAAUUGGAAAAAAUCAAGACCAUUGGAGAUGCAUACUUUGUUGCUGGAGGAUUAUAUUUGGACGCUAAAGAAAGUGACCACCCUGAAAGAACUCUUAAUUUUGCCAUUGACAUGUUUAAGGUAUUGAAAGAUUACAAUGAAAGUACUGGAAAUUUAUAUUCCAAUCAACUCAAUAUCCGUGUGGGUAUUCACACAGGCAGUGUUGUUGCAGGUGUUAUUGGAACCAAAAAGUUUGCUUUUGAUUUGUGGGGAGAUGCUGUAAAUACUGCUUCAAGAAUGGAAUCAACAAGUUUACCAGGAAGAAUACAAAUUUCACGUUCAACCUAUGAAAGAGUGCACGACCUCUAUGAUUACGAACCAAGAGAAGUCGAAGUGAAAGGAAAGGGUUUAAUGAUGACCUAUCUGUUAAAACAAAAAUUCAAUGAUUUUGAAAAUCGAUUACUCAUGUCUGUGGGAGCUUCUAUUGUCGGUCUCGUCCCUGAUGAUUCUUCCACUUCGUUAGACACUCUACGUAUUAAGAAACCAUCCACUGAUAACUAUUUGGAGCAACAAUAA
This is a messenger RNA of Naegleria gruberi, 5367 nucleotides long. RefSeq lists its product as uncharacterized. Bases 1 to 5367 code for a protein of 1788 amino acids. Gene Ontology annotation, biological process: regulation of DNA-templated transcription; intracellular signal transduction; cGMP biosynthetic process. Gene Ontology annotation, molecular function: peptide receptor activity; guanylate cyclase activity. The transcript has 3 exons. NCBI's taxonomy places the organism in Eukaryota, Heterolobosea, Eutetramitea, Acrasida, Naegleriidae. The record is from RefSeq and is a predicted model, not a curated record.